GACGUUGCCAUGCGAUCAUGCAAUUGACACAGUUGCAGUGAAUAUGAUUUAGAUGCAUACUUUUUAAAUCACAGUCAGCUUCAGAAGUUUGAAAAGCAUCUAUUCGGUGUCAGUGGAUCCGCUAGUGAUGCUAACGCAGUGCAUCGAGAUUCAUUGUGUCGUGAACUGGUGUCCUUAUAUUAAGGUUAUGCGAUGAUACGGGAAGGUUAAAACAGUUUUAUAAAAAGAAGAAAUUGUGCCAAUGUAAAUAGCAUUUGCCACUGACGUGAUUCCAUCAAGUCAUGGCUGAUGAUGCAGUUACGCCAAAUGUAUCACCGUAUGAUUAUCAUAUGGUGAACGAGGAGAAUGCCCAGAACCGUUCCAGAGAGAGACAAAUAAAGGGGACAAUGUUGUCGGAAUUUCGAUCGAUAAGCAGAAGCGACUGGAUCACAGUCAGCAUAUUAUGUUUCGUCAAUCUUAUUAAUUAUAUGGACCGUUUUACGCUCGCUGGAAUGCUGCACAACAUAAAGAAUGAUUUUAAAAUUCGCAACGAUGAGUCUGGAUUACUUCAGACUGCAUUUAUUUUAAGUUAUAUGGUAUUUGCACCAUUGUUUGGAUAUUUAGGGGAUCGUUACAAUAGAAAAAUAAUAAUGAGUAGUGGUGUGUUCUUAUGGUGUUUGACAACAUUUAUUGGCUCCUAUAUGAAGACAUUUGGAUGGUUUCUCUUAUUUAGAGCAUUAGUUGGUGUAGGUGAAGCUAGUUAUUCUACAAUAGCUCCAACAAUAAUCAGUGAUUUAUUUGUUAAAGAUAUGCGAUCUAAAAUGCUUGCAUUCUUUUAUUUUGCCAUACCAGUUGGAAGUGGAUUAGGAUACAUAAUAGGAGGUGAAACAGCAAGAGCUACUGGUGUAUGGCAAUGGGGUUUACGUAUUACCCCAAUGUUAGGUGUAAUAGCCAUUAUUUUACUACUUACGGUUGUAAGAGAUCCCAUUAGAGGGGAAAGAGAAGGUGGGGUUCAUUUGACGAACACUGCAUGGUCCAGUGAUGUCAAGCAAUUAUUAAAAAAUCCAAGCUUCAUGUUAUCUACUGCUGGAUUUACAUGUGUAGCUUUCGUAACUGGUGCACUGGCUUGGUGGGCUCCAACAUUCUUGCAAUUAGGAUUUGCAUUACAACCAAACGGAACUAAUAUUGAUCCAGAUGAUGUUUCAUACAAAUUUGGAUUAAUAGGAAUGGCAUCUGGUUUAAUAGGAGUGCCACUGGGUUCGUUUCUAGCUCAGAAGCUAAGAGUGCAAUGGAAGCAGGCUGAUCCAUUAAUAUGUGCUGGAGGACUUCUCAUCAGUGUACCAUUGUUGUUUUUCGCCAUCCUAACUGCUAAUACAAGUUCUGUUACAUGUUACACGUUGAUAUUUUUUGGUCAAUUAUCAUUAAACUUAAACUGGUCCAUUGUAGCAGAUAUAUUAUUGUAUGUAGUGAUACCAACAAGAAGAUCUACAGCGGAAGCCUUUCAAAUACUUAUUGCACAUGCUUUAGGAGAUGCGGGAAGUCCUUAUCUUAUUGGUCUGUUAUCGGAAGGACUGAAAACGGUUCUCCUUCCAGACUUGCAUGUAGACACUGAUAUAAUGCCACCCGCGCAGAAAAUUCAAGACACGUUCGUCGAAUUCCGCAGCUUACAGUACGCGAUGUUUCUGACGUUGUUCGUGGAAGUUAUUGGAAGUCUGUUCUUCUUCCUCACAGCGUUGUACAUACAGAAGGACAAGGAGUUGGUCAGUCUCGCGAUUGCAGGUGGAAAUGCUUCAGAUUCUGUGUAUAUAUGUAACAACGAAGUCGAGAAUGAGAUACAGGAUGAUGGGCCCCAGCUAUAGUGGGAAAUAUCUUAGGUAUAUCCGAUAAUUAAUUAAUGCAACUAAAUUAGGUAAUGUGACAGAACGCAGCUAUUUCUAUGAGGAAUAUUCUAAGCAAAUGAAUAAA
Molecule: messenger RNA, 1944 nt
Organism: Dufourea novaeangliae
Lineage: Eukaryota; Metazoa; Arthropoda; Insecta; Hymenoptera; Halictidae
Gene: spin
Product: protein spinster
Exons: 9
Coding region: 282-1838 (518 amino acids)
Biological process (GO): transmembrane transport
Cellular component (GO): membrane
Molecular function (GO): transmembrane transporter activity
Source: RefSeq, a predicted model, not a curated record